CGCCGCCGCCGCCAGGACCCCGGCCGGGAGCGAGAGCCGCGGGGCGGUGAGGCAGCCCCGCCGCGGGACCGCCCGGCGCUACCAGCCGCGUGCCCGCAGGGACCGAGCCGCCCAUGGUAGCCUUCGGUGGUGUUGCCCCAACUUGGGUCUGGAAUAUCCCCCCUUCCCAGAAAUUGGGACCCUGGGUUUGAGGCAAGGUGAACAGACAUGGCGGGCUGGAUCCAGGCCCAGCAGCUGCAGGGAGAUGCGUUGCGCCAGAUGCAGGUGCUGUACGGGCAGCAUUUCCCCAUCGAGGUCCGGCACUACUUAGCACAGUGGAUAGAGAGCCAGCCGUGGGAUGCCAUCGACCUGGACAAUCCCCAGGACCAAGCCCAGGCUACCCAGCUCCUGGAGGGCCUGGUGCAGGAGCUACAGAAGAAGGCAGAGCACCAGGUGGGGGAAGAUGGGUUCUUACUGAAGAUCAAGCUGGGGCACUAUGCCACGCAGCUCCAGAACACAUAUGACCGCUGCCCCAUGGAGCUGGUCCGCUGCAUCCGGCAUAUUCUGUACAAUGAACAGAGGCUGGUCCGCGAAGCCAACAAUGGUACUUCUCCUGCUGGGAGUCUUGCUGACACUAUGUCCCAGAAACACCUUCAGAUCAACCAGACAUUUGAGGAGCUGCGACUGGUCACACAGGACACAGAGAAUGAACUGAAGAAGCUGCAGCAGACUCAAGAGUACUUCAUCAUCCAGUAUCAAGAGAGCCUGAGGAUCCAGGCUCAGUUUGCCCAGCUGGCCCAGCUGAACCCCCAGGAGCGUCUGAGCCGGGAGACGGCCCUCCAGCAGAAGCAGGUGUCCCUGGAGGCCUGGCUGCAGCGCGAGGCUCAGACGCUGCAGCAGUACCGCGUGGAUCUGGCCGAGAAGCACCAGAAGACCCUGCAGCUGCUGCGGAAGCAACAGACCAUCAUUCUUGAUGAUGAACUGAUCCAGUGGAAGCGGCGGCAGCAGCUGGCAGGGAACGGAGGGCCCCCCGAGGGCAGCCUGGACGUGCUACAGUCCUGGUGUGAGAAGCUGGCCGAGAUCAUCUGGCAGAACCGGCAGCAGAUCCGCAGAGCCGAGCACCUCUGCCAGCAGCUGCCCAUCGCCGGCCCCGUGGAGGAGAUGCUGGCUGAGGUCAACGCCACCAUCACAGACAUCAUCUCAGCCCUGGUGACCAGCACAUUCAUCAUUGAGAAGCAGCCUCCUCAGGUCCUGAAGACCCAGACCAAGUUUGCAGCCACUGUGCGCCUGCUGGUGGGAGGAAAGCUGAACGUGCACAUGAACCCCCCCCAGGUGAAGGCCACCAUCAUCAGCGAGCAGCAGGCCAAGUCGCUGCUCAAGAACGAGAACACCCGCAACGAGUGCAGUGGAGAGAUCUUGAACAACUGCUGCGUGAUGGAGUAUCACCAAGCCACAGGCACCCUCAGCGCCCACUUCAGGAACAUGUCACUAAAGAGGAUCAAGCGUGCUGACCGGCGUGGCGCAGAGUCUGUGACAGAGGAGAAGUUCACAGUUCUGUUUGAGUCUCAGUUCAGUGUUGGCAGCAAUGAGCUUGUGUUCCAGGUGAAGACCCUGUCCCUUCCCGUGGUUGUCAUCGUUCAUGGCAGCCAGGACCACAAUGCCACCGCCACCGUGCUGUGGGACAACGCCUUUGCUGAGCCGGGCAGGGUGCCAUUUGCCGUGCCUGACAAAGUGCUGUGGCCACAGCUGUGUGAAGCGCUCAACGUGAAAUUCAAGGCCGAAGUGCAGAGCAGCCGGGGCCUGACCAAGGAGAACCUCGUGUUCCUGGCGCAGAAGCUGUUCAACAGCAGCAGCAGCCACUUGGAGGACUACAGCGGCAUGUCCGUGUCCUGGUCCCAGUUCAACAGGGAGAACUUGCCAGGCUGGAACUACACCUUCUGGCAGUGGUUUGACGGGGUCAUGGAGGUGCUGAAGAAGCAUCACAAGCCCCAUUGGAAUGAUGGGGCCAUCCUAGGUUUUGUGAAUAAGCAGCAGGCCCAUGAUCUGCUUAUCAACAAGCCAGAUGGGACCUUCUUGUUGCGCUUUAGUGAUUCGGAAAUUGGGGGCAUCACCAUUGCCUGGAAAUUUGACUCUCCUGACCGCAACCUGUGGAACCUGAAGCCGUUCACCACAAGGGAUUUCUCCAUCCGGUCCCUGGCCGACCGGCUGGGGGACCUGAACUAUCUCAUCUAUGUGUUUCCCGACCGGCCAAAGGAUGAGGUCUUCUCCAAGUACUACACUCCUGUGCUCGCUAAAGCAGUGGACGGAUAUGUGAAGCCACAGAUCAAGCAAGUGGUCCCUGAGUUUGUGAGCGCAUCUGCAGAGUCUGCGGGGGGCAGCGCCACCUACAUGGACCAGGCCCCCUCCCCAGCCGUGUGCCCCCAGGCUCAUUAUAACAUGUUCCCACAGAACCCUGACCCCGUCCUCGAUCAGGACGGAGAGUUCGACCUGGACGAGACCAUGGAUGUCGCCCGGCAUGUGGAGGAGCUCUUACGCCGCCCCAUGGACAGUCUGGACGCUCGCCUCUCCCCACCUACUAGUCUUUUCACCUCUGCCAGAGGCUCACUCUCUUGAAUGUUUGAGUCCCACACUUUUCUUUGGAAACAGUCCUCAAUGGGAAGGGGUCAUAGUAGUUGUGAUUUUAGUAUUGCUGUGCAUAUUGGCGCCUUUGCAGGUGGCACGUGAAUGUGCUGCACAGGUGCGCCUGCCUCGGUUUUGCCAUUCUGGGUAUGUGGCUGCAGCAGCAAGCUGCUGCCUUUUUCUUCAGAUCAAGGCAU
Manis pentadactyla (Chinese pangolin) is the source of this 2795-nucleotide messenger RNA. RefSeq names its product signal transducer and activator of transcription 5A. Gene Ontology annotation, biological process: regulation of transcription by RNA polymerase II; regulation of cell population proliferation; defense response. Gene Ontology annotation, molecular function: DNA-binding transcription factor activity, RNA polymerase II-specific; RNA polymerase II cis-regulatory region sequence-specific DNA binding. Lineage: Eukaryota; Metazoa; Chordata; Mammalia; Pholidota; Manidae. The transcript is spliced from 20 exons. The record is from RefSeq and is a predicted model, not a curated record. Bases 208 to 2592 code for a protein of 794 amino acids.